UUGAGUCGUGGUGGAAAGAAACAUUGAAACACAAGUCACUUUCUGUUUAUUUCAAGAUUCCAGCAAAUCACUUACCAGAUUUGUGUCUUGGUCAUAGAAAAGAUAUACAGACGAUACCUAGAGUAUAUCAAAACCCUUUAACAGAAAAUUAAAAGUUACAGAUAGCCUUAUUGUAAAUGCUGUCCAAUGAUAGCUAGACGUAGGAGAAAUAAUUCUGGGUCUGAAUUAAAACAAGAAAACGGUUUUGUACAACACAGUGGAAACACAUUUGUAACCAGCAAUCCAACAGUUCCUACUACCAAGGCAGUUGUUGAGCCAGAAAUGUCAUGUCGUGACCGUACAGGGGAGUUUUUAUCAGCAUGUAAAGUUUUACAAACAAGACAGAUAAAUGGAGCCAUUCAAAGACCAAGUCAUCCUCUGAGACAAAGAAGUGAAUUUACACAGAUAGCUAAGCGUAUAGGAAGAGACCUUGCUAAUACUUUUACAAAGUUAGAAAAACUGACAAUAUUGGCAAAAAGAAAAUCCUUAUUUGACGAUAAGCCAGUUGAGAUACAGGAAUUAACAUAUAUUAUAAAACAGGACAUUGCUAGUUUAAACAAACAGAUAGCACAGUUACAACAGUUUGUACAACAUCACAAACAGCAGAAUGGAAAACAUCUGCAGACUCAUUCCAAUACAGUUGUCGUGUCAUUGCAGUCAAAGUUGGCAAAUAUGUCAAAUGACUUUAAAGGAGUUUUGGAAGUUAGAACAGAGAAUCUGAAACACCAAAAAUCUCGUCGAGAACAAUUUUCACAGUCAAAUGCAAUGUCAAUGCAUCCAUCAACAGUUGGCAGUAGAGAAAAAUCUGUAUUAUUUGAAGAUGAAGCUACAUAUAAUGGUGCUUCUGGUGGUGGAGAUUUUGUGAUGAACAUGGAUGGUUCAUCUAAACAUCAACAACAGCAGCAAUUGAUAGAUCAACAGGACACAUAUAUAGAGGAUAGGGCAAACACGAUGCAGAGUAUAGAAUCAACGAUAGUCGAACUGGGCUCAAUAUUUUCACAGUUAGCACAUAUGGUCAAAGACCAGGAAGAAAUGGUUCAAAGAAUUGACACUAAUGUGGAGGAUACAGAAAUGAACAUUGAAGCAGCUCAUGGAGAAAUAUUAAAAUACUUUCAAUCAGUGACUUCAAACAGAUGGUUGAUGAUAAAAAUAUUUGCUGUUUUAAUUAUAUUUUUUAUAGUAUUUGUUGUAUUUAUGGCAUAACUCAUUUAUUUAAAUGGAAUUUUAUGCAGUCUAAUUGAUCAACCACCAAAAAUAAGAAAUACUUUUAGAUUUUUAUACAAAAUCCAGUAAAAUUGAUGCCAGUUGUUACCGAUUCAGUUAUAUUCCAUCCAGGUCAGGACCAAAGCGAAAGAGAGAGACAAACCAUGGGUAACAAUUAGAAAGAUUGUGAUACAUAGUGAAGCCUUGACUAGGAUCAUCUGUGCUUUAUAUCUGGUCAGCUAAAAAAGAUAAACAUCUUUUAUUUUUCUAUAUAUGUUUGGGCAAAAUAAAUUUCAAUUUGAAGAGGAUAAUUAAUCUAAAUCUUAUUCUUCAGUUAUUCUCCACUAUUUUAUCAACACUUUUUCAAACAAAAUAUGUACUAAUAUUUUUAUCAGUUAAUAUAUUAUUGUAUUACAUGUUAAUUGUUAUUUGUCUCCAAAGAGAUUUGUGCAGAAUAAAUGAACAUUAUGGAAUGGACCAAUUAUAUGAAAAUAGUCUGUUUAUAAUAUUUUAGGUGACAUUUUCAGUUUUAACAUCUCUUGGGUAAUUUUGACAUCAUGUAUGAUUACUUAUUAAGUUCAGAUGGCAUAUAGAUUAAUAUUGAUCAAGUCUAUUAGCUUGACUAGAUUCUGACAGCAGAUGUAUAUUGCCAGUUUUGUUAUAGUUUAUCUUAACACUAAAAAUGCAGAAGUUUAUGUGUGCAUUUAUUAAUUUGAAUUGUUGAAAAAUGACUGAAACUCUAUUUUCUAUUGAAGUAUUAACUCUUAGAAUGAAACAGCAAGUUAAAAACAUAGUGAUCUCACCUAGUCCCAAUUUUUUAAUUUAUUUUUUCAAUCUACAAUGUUCUAGUAAAUCAAUAUUAAAGAAAACUAUUAAUUUUAUGAAAAUAAGAUGGUACUUAUAUUAGUAUCAAUAACAACAGUAUUUGAUUUAAAGAGCUUCUUAUAUUAUAUUUGAGAAAAAAAAAUUAGACUAGGUUUUGUUAUCUUCUCCCUAAAAAUGUAUCUUGUGUUUUCUAUAUGAUAUGUGUCUGAUGUAUCCAGCUUUUAUUGUUUACUAUUGAGGGAAGGGGAGGGGGAUUCUACGUGAAAAGUAAAUCUGUUACUCAUAUUAUUAAACUUUUUUCUUUAUAUUUCAUAUAAAUAUUGGUAAAAUAAAAACCUUAGUAACAAAUUUUGAAUUUAUAUCCUUACAUUCUUUAAUUAAAUACAAGUUAUAUUUACCCAUGGUUGAUAUAGUAGUAACUUUUGAUUUAAACAAACUUUCCAUAUUUCUUUUUACCAACUUAAACACAAGAUAUGUUUUGCUUUUUGUCCAGUUGCAAAUGUAUUCAUAUUAUUAGGGAGAAUAAAAAAUUAUACUAUUAAGUUCUAGGUUCUGCCAAGUUGGUCAACUGAGAUGGUUAGUUGUAAAAUGGACUCUCACUGGAAAAAAAGAGAAGUGUUAUUUCAGUUGGAGCAGAAAUUUCUUCUCACAACAGGCCCUUUAAAAUCCCUUAAAUAACUAUUGCAAGUGUUUGUAAAGUGCAAUGAUCAUGACACUCUCCCAAAUAGGGAACCAUAUUUAGCAUCCCAUUCUCACCCUAUAAGGUGAUGAGAUAAAUUGUUUAUACUAAAUACAUUACAAAAUAGAAUUACUUUGAUCUGUUAUCUUUAUUUCACCAGAAUUAAACUGGAAAAUGUUAUUUCACCACACAGGUAUACUGUUAUUUUUAGUAUGUCUAGUAUUAGAUAUAAUCUUAUAUUUUAAAGCAAGAAGUAACUUUUUAAUAGAAAAUUCUCCAAAAUAAUUCAUUGCACAUACUUUGAAGUGACUAGUUUGUCAGAAUACUUGUUGGCUUUUACUUCUAUUACGUUUUUUAAAGUGCCUUUAUUGAAGACCAAACAUGAAUGGCAAAAGUUGUUGUGCUGAAUGCAUUUCAUUUAAAGAUACAAACUUGGGAUAGUUUUAUAUCAUCUUGUAUAAUUACCCAGAUUUAUAGUAUGAUGACCAUAUUUGGAAACAGUGAAACUAAAAAUCUAGGACUUAUUUUUUUCUGCAUUAUAAAUUCUUACUUUGACAAUCAUUAUUUAAAACUAUGAAUGAUCUUAAAUGCUUAAAAUAUUGCUAUUUUUAAGAGACCAAAAAUUUCGAUCAACACGGAUAUAAAACUGAAAGUAUUAAUUUUAUUUAUGUACUUCUCUUCCAUAUAUGUAAAAUAUAACUGUAUAGAUCAUUGGGUGUUAUCAUGUCAUUCACCAGGGACCACCUACAUUGUAGUCUGUUGUUUUACUUUCUAUUAUUAUAUUUAUGAUGUUGACCAUUCAUAUAUUUAUUUUUCAUUACAUUUAUUGGUAUUCCAUACACACAUUAGAUUUGAAAUGAUCUGUUUUAGAGAUAUACAGAUAAUUAUGUUUUACUUUUCAAACAUGUUUCUCUCUAUCUUCCAAUUUCCUAUUUUGCCUAAUUUCUUGUUUGCAAUUUAAGAUUUUAGGUCACCUUUCCCUUUUGAUUUGAAAAGUACUAUUAUAUGUUACAAAUAUCUGUUUUCAUCAUUUUACUGGAAUCUUACAUUAAGGAAUUACAGAAUUGUGUAAUUUCUCAUUAACUUAUUUUGAUGGAAUCAUACUUUUUAUUUGUUGUUUAGUUGGAAAUAAGGUGUUAAUGCAAAGUCGUCACAAAAAAUACAGUUCUUAUGAACAGGUCUACAGAUCAACAUUCAGUGCAACAUUCUGGUAAAAAAAUUUCAUUGGGUUUUAUAUUUGUAGGACUCUAAAGUGUGAUGGUUACGCUAAAAAGCGAUAGUCUACGCUAAAGUGUGAUGUUUGGUUACGCUAAAGUGCAAUGGUCUGUGCUAUUCAAUGGAACAUGCUGAAGUAUGAUGCCUCAAUACGCUAAAAUGCAAUUUUCCGCGAAAGUGCGAUUGUUUACGAAAAUAAGGAAGUUAGCUAGGUUUAAAAGCAUUCUGACAUUACACGCUGUUUGUACAAACGAAGUCAUUCACAUACCGGAAAACAAGAAUGUUUGUCCAGGUUUUUAUUAGACAGCAAAAAAGAAAAAAGAAACCAAAUGACCCCAAUCCGGAACAUUUUUGGUCGGUUCUCGAAGAGGUUACCUUAAUUCGGAUAAUUUUGGUUUACAAAGGCUUCAAAAUGACCAGUGUAAACAAUUCAAACGAGCAAAAUAAUGGCCUGAUUUAUAUACAAAAUAAUAAACGAAAAACAAAUAUGAAAUACAGCAACAACGAAACGACUACCACUGAAUUACAGCUGUCGGUUUAUUGGAUUGAAACAGGUUCAUAAAGUUAAUACUAGCUACUGCAAUGUAAUCAUUUCACUUUUUUAACAACUAUCGUACAUUAAAUGAAAGUAAGAAGAUGUGAUAUAACUUGUCAAUGAGACAACUAUCCACCCAACACCAAAUGUCGUUAAUGUUGCAACUAAUAACCGUACGGCCAUCAACGUGGAGUCUUAGCCUACGACGCAUAGCAAGUCGUAUAGGGCCAUACAAUAACCAGUAGAAAACAUUUCAAAAGAGAAAGACAACGGCAUGAUUUAUAAUCCGGCAAAAACAAUUAACAAAGAAUUUAAUAGGAACAGCAAAAAAAAACCAAAAAAAAACAAUUGCCUGAACUUAUUGCUAUACCAUUGCACUUUAGUGUCUGGCACCAUCGCACUUUAGCGUGACCAUCGCACUUUAGAGUCCUACAUAUUUAAUACCUAUGCAGAAGUAUCCUAAAUUGAGUGUCCCUACUAGUUUUGAAAAGCAUUUGGUACAGGCUUCUUGAAAAUUGUCUUAAGAGUUCAAAGUAUGAUUAAAAACCCCACCAAUCUGCAGUGGAUAUUCAAGUUUGUAUUUUUUUUUUAGGGUUGUGUUAAUUUAAUGAACCUUAAACAUUGAAUACAUACUGAGCAUUAUUUACAAUGUAGAUGUAUGAAAGCAUUUUUUUUUUCUAUCACCACAUAUUUAUACUGUGUGAUUUAUGGGAAUUUUUUGUUGAUGAUACAUUUUAUAUUUUUUGAUUCAUAUGAAUCUUCUUAACACUUCUUAGUUUAUGUGGCAAUUCUAAUAAUAUCAGAAAUAUUGACAAGGAAUAUUUUAUUUUACAUGGGAUAACUACACUUUAGCACCCCUACCUUGUCAUGCAAUGGGAAUAGAGGUUUUGUCAUGUCCAUCUUUAUAUUUGUUUGUUCUUAGUAUAAUGUUUAGGUCCAUUUCUCAGUAAAACAAUAUGAUAUAUGCUGCAAUCUUCCUUACAGUGCAAUGCAGCUCACCAUCAUCUUUGUUAUUAUGAUAUACAUGUAUAACUUUACUGGUGAAGAUUAAUGUAAAUCUCUCAAUGUGUGUUUAGAUAUUAAUCAAAUUGCAUAAUUACAGUAUUCUUAGUUAAUACAACGGUGUCAUUUGGGUAACUAUGUCCUCAACAUUUCAUAUUUAGGUGAAUUUUAUUUGCCUCCAAAAGCUAUGGUAGUAUAUCAGUGAUAUUUCACCAUUUAAGUUUUCUCAUAGUAAAAUGUCAUUUGACAGGAUUUAGGUCACAAUAGCUUACAUUUCAUGCUUGAGUGAUUGGGUUAAGGUCUAUUUCACAGCAAUCAUAAUAAUGUAUCCCUGAUAUUUUCCCACAGCUCUCAUGUAUACUAAUGCUGUUCAGAAUCAUUAGGGUUACUGUGGCUAACAUUGUGUCAUAUAUUUCAGGGGGAAGGGCAUCUAUGUUUACAUAUAAUUGUCAGUGAUAAGUGGAUGUCUCAGUAUAAAAUCUUAGUAACAUUGUAUCCUAUAUCAUUCCUGUUAAUUGGUGCAUCCAGGGAUUGCUCUUACAUUGUAUUGUUUGUUUUAAGGUAAUACAGUAAUAAUGGUCAAAAACAAGUAUGUAUUGUUGAUUGUUCAACUUAAUGUGUGAAAAUUAAAUCAUGCUCAUGUGAUAAAUAUUAUAAUGUUAUGAUAUGUCUGGUGCAAUGUCACCAAUCAAGUAAUAAAAUAUUAAAUACAA
Molecule: messenger RNA, 6211 nt
Organism: Mytilus californianus (California mussel)
Lineage: Eukaryota; Metazoa; Mollusca; Bivalvia; Mytilida; Mytilidae
Product: syntaxin-5-like
Exons: 11
Coding region: 187-1242 (351 amino acids)
Biological process (GO): intracellular protein transport; vesicle fusion; endoplasmic reticulum to Golgi vesicle-mediated transport
Cellular component (GO): Golgi membrane; endomembrane system; SNARE complex
Molecular function (GO): SNAP receptor activity; SNARE binding
Source: RefSeq, a predicted model, not a curated record